AUGCUGAACCUUGAAACAGGCGAAAUGGAGUACGGUACGGUCGGCGGGUACGACCGGGAGCGUAUCUACCUCGACAAGGAGACGGGCGAAGUGAGCAGCGAUCCAACAGAGCCGGCCGGUUCGCGGCGGCGGCGGUCCAAGUUUCACAUCCCGAAGCAGUACCUUCGCAACCAGUGCGGCAUCAUAGCCCGGCGUCCGCCACCGGUACCGGCCGUGCCGAGCGUUGGCUGUGCCAUGAUGGCGUGCAAGCAAAAGAUGAUACCGAUGAUGAAGGAGGAGAUCACGGUCGGCUAUAAUGGUACCGCCGCACAUCUGCUCUUCCUUCUGCCGCUGCUGUUUAUGACGCCGAAACUGUUCGCACUGGUUAUCACGUUCGUCGAAGCGAUACUGCACAUGUGGGCUCACCGGAAGAACAGCACAAACGCCAAUCAGGACGUUUACUACCGCAGCCCGAUGCACGUGGUGACGCGCAACUUUUGCGAAAUUUGCCGCCACGAGCGUUUGAUGGGCCGAGUCGGUAAGCUGCAGGACGUGCGCAUGAAGCAGAUGCAAAACUACUUCCGGAAGGUUACGCGAAACAUUGCCUAA
Molecule: messenger RNA, 588 nt
Organism: Anopheles marshallii
Lineage: Eukaryota; Metazoa; Arthropoda; Insecta; Diptera; Culicidae
Exons: 2
Coding region: 1-588 (195 amino acids)
Source: RefSeq, a predicted model, not a curated record